CGUCAAUAAAGCAGCAAAGCAUUGUCAUUUGCUCUUGGCCUGUUCCUCCAACAGUCCAACUUUACCUUUACACCUUCCCCAGAAUCCCAAAUCUCAAACCCUAACCCAGAAACGAUCAGAUCCUUCACAUUUGGGAGAAGAAGAAAACGCAUACAUUCCCUGCACUCAAUCACUCCCACAAUGCCUCGCCUUCUCCUCUUGCUUCUUCCUCUUCUUCUGCCUCUAUUUCCACAUCCCAUAUCCUCAAACCCGUUUCCCAUCACUCCACGUUUCGACCCGAACCUCAACAUCGCCGGCGAUGCCAAACUUGCAACUCCCGGCUCCUUUGUACACCUCACCGACCCAUCAAAGUCUUCCCGGAGCUCCGGUCUUCUCUUUCAACGCGCGCCCUUCAAAUUCCUCGGCCCGAAGCCGAGGUCCUUCUCCACGGACUUCACCUUCUCGAUCCCGCCCCGGAAUAGCGACGGCAUUGCUCUGAUUAUUGUUCCCAAGGACUUCCCUUCGCGGCUUUCCGGGGAAAGCUUCGGGCUUUCCCGGGAAAAUCGAUUCUUUGGGGUUGAAUUCGACGCAAUGGUGAACGAGAAUGUUGGGGAUGAGAAUGAUAAUCAUGUGGGGAUUGAUGUGGGCAGUCUUGUUUCCUUGAAAAUAAGCAAUAUUUCGUCGAUUAAGCUGAAAUUGAGCAGUGGGGUUAAGCUGCAUUCUUGGGUUGAUUAUGAUUCGAGCUCGAAAAGAUUGGAGGUUAGGCUAUGCAAAUUCGGGGGCGCUAGGCCUUUCGACCCAUUAUUAGCUUAUCAGGUUGAUCUGGGUGAGAUGUGGAAAGGGGAAGAAGUGUUGAUGGGGUUGAGUUCAUCUAGUGGAGCUUCCCUCGAAGCUACAAGCGUGUAUUCGUGGAGUGUUAGAGCAAGACGUGUUCCAACAUGGCUGCAUUCUCAGCCCGUGGAUCCCUUCAAGGUUUCUAAUGAGCACACUAGGGAGCAUAAAAUGGUGAUAAGUAACAGACCAUGUCUAGUGGCUCUCCUCUCGGGGUUGAUCUUUGCCGUGGGAUUUGGAGCACUAGUGGCAUUUGCAGCUCUGUUCUUCCGGGCUAUAUUCGCUAGCGAAAAAGAGGCUGAGAUUCAACCCAAGUGCAUUUUAUAUCCCGGGGAAUUCAGGUACGAAAAGGUCAAUGUGGUUGUAGAUGAUAACACUGUGAAUGCCAAGAACUAGUGAAUUUAAGUCGGGCUAUCAGCUAUUUUGUGUUCCUCGUGGCUUUUGUAUUGUAUCAGGAUCCUAGUAUGAUGGACCAUGUAGUUUCACUUGCUUCUAAUGGUGGACGAAAGCCACUGUAUCUAACUAUUUGCAUGUUCUAUGUAUCUAUGUUUCCUCGGCAUCCUUUAUUGACUAUGUUGUUUCAAAA
This is a messenger RNA of Ipomoea triloba (trilobed morning glory), 1396 nucleotides long. Its product is annotated as L-type lectin-domain containing receptor kinase S.4-like. Lineage: Eukaryota; Viridiplantae; Streptophyta; Magnoliopsida; Solanales; Convolvulaceae. Bases 181 to 1206 code for a protein of 341 amino acids. The transcript has a single exon. Gene Ontology annotation, molecular function: carbohydrate binding. The record is from RefSeq and is a predicted model, not a curated record.